CCCAGCACCAGCGCAACCAGACACAGCGCUGUCGUGGCUCUAGUUAAGCGCCGCGCGUUCCGUCGUUCCGACACGACGAGAUAUACUACCGACGAUCCCGACGAAAUUCCUGCAAAAAAACCAGAACUUCCCCGUCCAGCAUUUCGCGGCAAGCAAAACGAGGCUGUGCUUGCUCCCCACGCCCCGGAACUGGGCUGCACGUGUAGUUUAAGACGGGGCACACAUCACCGAACGAACCCGUUACGUAUUAGUGUACAACGAACAGCGAAAGUGUGUGAAAAAGUGUGCUUCUCUAAUUCACAACCAGGAAGGGACUUUUUUUUUUGGAGAUUCGCUUAUUUUCCCUGCAGAACGUGUGUGUGUGUAGCUGCAGCAGCGUGGUACAGCCCAGAUCAAACACCUGUCGAAAAGGAAAGAGGGAGUGCGUGUUGUGGAGGAUCGAUUUCCCACGUUUUCCAUUUCGCAGCAUUCGUCUGCGUGAUUUCGUAAUGUGAAGAAGCAGUGCGCGAUCGACGUGUGUGUGUUUAGUGGUGGUGGGGUCCGAAUUUUCCGUAGUACGGGGGGAAAAUGUAUCAUCCCCGGGCCUGUUAAAGGCGAAGGAUUUCAAGUAGGAAAGCGAUCGUUUUAAGCAAUUGGACCAUUCUGCGCGAAAGUGUAAUAGGAAUCCAAUUGGAAAGUUCUACUUGUCAAGUGGAAAAGCGAAUAGGAAACAACACACACACACACUAAACGAAAGUGAAGUGAAGAAGAGGUGAAGUGUUUGCUGCGCGUGGUGCUUGCUUGGUUGAGAUCGAGUUGCGUGAUCGGAAGGAAGUUUUUGUUUUCGAGGAAAAUUCUGUGCUGCUGCUGCUGCUGCUGCUAGCAGUGACGACGACGCCGCCCCCGGCCACAGUAUGGGGAGCAACUGCUGCAAGGGUGAGGCAGGCACCCAGGUGUACAAAGGGAAUGGCACCGAAAUAUCGAUUGGACCUCGGCAACGGAAAAGCCCCGUCUACGUGGAGAUGAUGCGCGAGGAAACAUUCCAAGUGGAUGAAACGCCACACUUUGGGGCACCAUUUUUCCUAAGGAAGCUUAGUGACUAUACGGUGCUGGUGGGGACGAAAGCGAAACUGUCGGUGCACAUUUCCAACACUAAGGACGUAAAGGUCACCUGGUUGAAGGAUGAGGUACCGCUCGCCGAGUCGGAACGGUACGUGUGUACGAGCAAGGGCCAGCUGCACUCGCUCGACAUUGCGACCGUACUGCCCGAAGAUGAUGCCAAAUGGUCCUGCCAGGCGGAGAACCUGCUGGGCAAAUGUGUCUGCAGUGGGCAGCUAACGGUGCGAGUGCCAGAAACGUACAAAGCGCCCGAGUUUGUCGACGAGCUGCGGGCCAUCCUGACCAGCCAGGGUACGAUCUCGCUGGAGUGCAAGGUGAUCGGCUACCCGACGCCGGAGCUGCGCUGGUACAAGGACGAGAAGGAGAUCAAGGCGGGCGAUAUGUUCGGGCUGUCCAUCAACGGGGGUGAUUUGGCAUCGCUCGGCGUGUACACCUGCGUGGCGACGAACUGUGUCGGCCGCAGCCGCUCCAGCUCGAAGGUUCGCGUGCAGGAGCAGGACACGAUUGCGAAGGAAAAAACGAUCGAUAAAAUUUCACCGGUGUUUAUCGAAGAACUCGAAAGAAUUAAGGGCAAAAUAGGCGAUCGACUGGAGCUGCGUUGCAAAAUCAAUCUAUCCGCAGCUCCGAUCAGUGUGCGAUGGUACAACCAGAAUGGGCUGAUCGAAGCGAACGAAAAGUAUUCGAUAUUCGAGGACGGGUUGGGUUGCUUUCUGGUCGACAUCAAUGCGGCCGAACUGUGCGACGCGGGCGAGUGGAAGUGCGUGAUCACGUGCAAGGACGGUCUGAUCGGCAUCACCACCAAUGUGGUGGAGCUGGACGUGCCGCGGAACUAUCGUGCGCCCCGGUUUAUGGAGGGCCUGAAAGCGGUCAUGACGGACGAGGGGCUCGUCUCGUUCGAGUGCAAGGUGAUCGGUUUCCCGACGCCCAUCCUGCGCUGGUACAAGGACGGCCGGGAGCUAAAGCCGGGCGACGUGUACCACCUAACCGGUGUGAACUCGCUCGGCUCGUACUGCUGCGUGGCCCGCAACAGUUUGGGCGAGGCGUCGAGCACCACCUUCCUCUCGGUGAACGACAUCAAGGCGCAGCUGAACGAGGAGGAGUGGCUAAACCUGCUGCAGGUUAAUCAGGCGCCCGUGUUCAAGCAGGGGCUGAACAGCCGCGAUGUCAACAUUGCCGAACCGUUCCGCCUGACGGUGGUGGUGAGCUCCGUGUCGAAGCCCACGGUCUGCUGGUACAAGGACGAUCUGGUGGUGGACGGUUCGGACAACUGCAAGCUGACGGCGGACGACAGCACCUACACGUACCACCUGGACGUCGUGGUGGCCCAGCUGGACGAUCAGGGCGAGUGGAAGUGUGUGGCGUCGAACGAGUUCGGCCAGGCCGGCACGUCCUGCUUCGUCAAGCUGAUCAUACCGAAGCACUACCGGAAGCCGAAGUUCCUGGAAAACCUGAAGGCGGUGAUGCUGCGCGACGGCACGGUCAACCUGGAGUGCAAGGUGAUCGGCGUGCCGCAGCCGGUGCUGAAGUGGUACAAGGACGGGACCGAGCUGAAGCCGGGCGACAUUCAUCGCAUCAUUACCGGGCAGGACGGCAAGUGCUGCCUGGGCACGUACACGUGCGAGGCGGUCAACUGCAUGGGCUCGGUAAGCAGUACCGCCUCGCUGCACGGCUACGACGGGAUAGCGGACGAGGGGCCGCUCCCACCGGAGGGGGCGGCUGCUGGCCCGCUAGUGAAGGACGCGUCCCUGUCCACCAUCCACGAGGAGCGCACGUCGCAGAUGUUCGAUACGGCCGCGUCGUACGAGAGUGCGGCCAGCAAUGGGCGGGGCGAGAUCUCGUUCACCUUCGACGGCAAGGAGGUGUCGGUGUCGCUGUACGAAACGCCCGAGCUGACGAACGACGAGGCGCUGCAGAUAGUGCAGAUGUUUGCCGACCAGCUGCACCAGAACAUUAACGAAAACGAAAACGUGACCAGCCUGCCGUCGCUGCGGUUCGUGAAGGAAACGUCCACGUCCGGGCAGCUGGUGAUGGAGGCGCUCGUCAUCGACGUGCCGGUGGUCGAGGACAGCAACGUGUUCGAGGACGAUCGGCGCACCGACUUCGACAUCGACGAGAUGCACGACGAGAACACGUUCACGUUCGAGAGCGGCAUCGCGUCGUCGAAGGUGCGGACGCACCGGCAGAGCAGCGGCGAGCAGGACGAGUUCCGCAGCAUGACCUCGUCCGACCACUCGGACCUGGAGCAGGACGUGAUGAUGAGCAUACUGAGCCGGGACAGUCUGCCCGUACUGACGAGCCCGGCCAAGACGACGGACGGAGCAGGAGCGUCAGGCGGUGCGGAUACGGCCGAACGCUUGCUUUCGCUGGUGGAGACGGUCGUCUUCCAUCUCGCCUCGAUACGGGAGGAGGUCCGCAAUCAGACGGACCUUGCCAUGACGCCCAGCUUCUUGGAGCGGAGCGAGAAGAUUUUGGCCGACAUCUUGUAUCCGGUGCAGCAGCUGCACAAACAGCUGGCCGGCCGCCCCGUGGUGCUGGAGAACCUGCUCAGCCCCGUCGAGCAUCUGGCCCGCGGGCUGAGCGUGGUGGAGAAGUGUGUGCAGAUCGGGGGGUACAGCCGCACGUUCGUGUACCGCACGAGCGUCUGCAUUGUGGAGGGCUGCGGUAAGCAGAUCCUGAACUGUCUGACCGAUAUGCGGCUGCUGGCCGGCCAGCAGCCGGAGGCGGACUUUGUCACCCAGCAAAAGAUCUACAUGGCGCUGCUGGAGGUGCAGACGAGCAUCGAGUCGGCGCAGGAAAGCAUCCAGUCGCAGCGCAUCCUGCAGGAGGCGGACUCGGUCGCGGCGAUGCAGGACCUGUCCAGCAUCGUCACCAAUCGCUCCAUCUUCGAGGACAUCGAUUUCAUCCUGAAGGCGGACGAACCGAUCGGCGGGCUGCAGAUCAAAAACCUGCAGAUCACGGUGCUGGAGUUCGAGAAGUCGCUCGCCACCAUACUGACGAUCGUUUCGCAGUCGGACAGCUGCAACGUGCGGUCGGAAAUUGCCCGCUUUGGGCUGACGGAGGUACUGCUAGAGCUGAAGAACAAGACGGAGGUGCUGCUGGUGCAGAGCGCCGAGCAGCGCCAGCAGCGAAUCGUGGCGGAGGAAAUGAAACCGGCCGUUACCGAGCUGAGCAGCCUGGUCGAGCUGGUCGAGGCGAGCGCAUCGUACGCGGAGGUGAUCACCUGUCUGAACGAUAUGUUUGUGCCGCUGGAGGAAAUGAAAGCGGCUCUGUCGAAGCUGUCGAGCGAGCUGCGCCAUGUGCCGGAAAGGGAGUACAGCAGCAAUCAGGCGCUCGAGCAGCAGAUUGAAGAGUUUUACGAGAUGAUCGUACACCUCAAGGAGGAAAUACAGCGCACGAGCAAGGAGUACACCCGCAAUGGGGACGUGUUUGUGCGGCUGGAAGAUUGUCUCAAUCGGCUGUUUUGCAUCCACACGGCCGAUUCGAUCGACGACGAGGAGUGCGCUCGGAUGGAGAUUGUGCUGAUCCAGCUGCUGAUGAACCAUCUGACGAAGCUUGAGCUGGCGCUGCAGGAGAAGUCCGAGCAGGAGAUGCUGUCAUACAUGUCGACGGCUUUCCUGAACGUGCAUGACAAUUUGCAGCACUUUAGCUAUAUGCGCUCGAACAAUAAGUACGAGAAGAUACGGCAGGACAUACUGCAGCACGCCAGAAAGAUGGUGUUUUUCCUGAUUGAACGGGAGUCUUCCGUCACGGCGACGGAGGAACGCCGCAAGGCCAUCUAUGAGAUUGCGCUCUUCUCUAUCCAUAACGAUUCGGCACGGAUGAGGGAAGGUUUGGAGAAGGAUUUCUCCGAACUGCUGGGAGAUGCUGAAAGUGCUCACCGGUUGCUGAAAUGCUUGCAUGACUUUGACGAGUGUGCAACUUUGUGCUUGAAAACUCACGAGCAGUCCGUAUUUGCGGACAAUGAGGCAGCGUUUGCAUCUUUGUUUAAGUUGGCAACUGCUAUGCGCCAGUCCUGUGAGACGGUGGAAGAUCAGAUCAUGAAUAAUUCAUUCGAUCAUUGCAAGGUUUUAACUUCCUUGGAGGUUCUCCACGCUGCUGCGGACAAUUAUUCGCAUAGCAAUGAAAACGGUAUGGCUCUGCUGUGUCAGAAUUUGUGUGAAGAUUUGAAUCUGCUGAUCAUGACUUGUAAGCGAAAACAGGUAAAGAGUACGGAUAUUAGUGAAACUCUAUCAACGAGUACACUAGAUUCGCUAAAAACAAGCGUGAUAGAAAUCAGAAAAACUAUGCAAGCUAAAUCAUCUACGCUCAACAUCGAGCAGCCACUCAGUGCUUUAGAGUGUACGAUCAACGAGCUUGUGGAUCAGCACAUGCAGUUGGAUAGUGUUGAGCUGGUGAAUGCCAUUGCAACUCCUAUUGCGAAGGUGACCGAGACCUUGAAGAACAUCGAACUGCAGUCGGCUCAAGUGGAGCCGACGGUAGUGAUGGAGGAUUGUUUGCUGCAGAUGUGCGAGUCGCUUGAAAAGGCACAGUCUAAGCAUUCAUUGGAACAGGCCAAAGAGGGCACAGUUCAUAGCAAACUGCUCGAGACGGUCACUCAUGUACAGCACGACAUCCGCGAGUGUAUCCAGAUGGAGAAGGACACUCGGGCCAAGGCAUCUCAGAUGCAACAGGGCGCUCUGGAGUCGCUGAAGCAAUCGUUGUCUGAUGUCCAACAGCUCAUUCAGACAGAGAUUGUAGUGAAGGAGGUGUCGAAGCCGUUGUUCGCUUUGGAGAGUACGAUCAACGAGCUCGUCGGCCAGCCUAUGAAGCUUGAGAGCAUCGAGCUGGUGAACGCCAUUGCAACUCCUAUUGCGAAGGUGACUGAGACCUUGAAGAACAUCGAACUGCAGUCGGCUCAAGUGGAGCCGACGGUAGUGAUGGAGGAUUGUUUGCUGCAGAUGUGCGAGUCGCUUGAAAAGGCACAAUCUGAGCAUUCAUUGGAACAGGCCAAAGAGGGAACAGUUCAUAGCAAACUGCUCGAGACGGUCACUCAUGUACAGCACGACAUCCGCGAGUGUAUCCAGAUGGAGAAAGACACUCGGGCCAAGGCAUCUCAGAUGCAACAGGGCGCUCUGGAGUCGCUGAAGCAAUCGUUGUCUGAUGUCCAACAGCUCAUUCAGACAGAGAUUGUAGUGAAGGAGGUGUCGAAGCCGUUGUUCGCUUUGGAGAGUACGAUCAACGAGCUCGUCGGCCAGCCUAUGAAGCUUGAGAGCAUCGAGCUGGUGAACGCCAUUGCAACUCCUAUUGCGAAGGUGACAGAGACCUUGAAGAACAUCGAUCUGCAGUCGGCUCAUGUGGAACCGACGGUAGUGAUGGAGGAUUGUUUGCUGCAGAUGUGCGAGUCACUUGAAAAGGCACAGUCUGAGCAUUCAUUGGAACAGGCCAAAGAAGGCACAGUUCAUAGCAAACUGCUCGAGACGGUCACUCAUGUACAGCACGACAUCCGCGAGUGUAUCCAGAUGGAGAAGGACACUCGCGCCAAGGCAUCUCAGAUGCAACAGGGCGCUCUGGAGUCGCUGAAGCAAUCGUUGUCUGAUGUCCAACAGCUCAUCCAGACAGAGAUUGUAGUGAAGGAGGUGUCGAAGCCGUUGUUCGCUUUGGAGAGUACGAUCAACGAGCUCGUCGGCCAGCCUAUGAAGCUUGAGAGCAUCGAGCUGGUGAACGCCAUUGCAACUCCUAUUGCGAAGGUGACAGAGACCUUGAAGAACAUCGAUCUGCAGUCGGCUCAUGUGGAGCCGACGGUAGUGAUGGAAGAUUGUCUGCUGCAGAUGUGCGAGUCACUUGAAAAGGCACAGUCGGAGCAUUCAUUGGAACAGGCCAAAGAGGGCACAGUUCAUAGCAAACUGCUCGAGACGGUCACUCAUGUACAGCACGACAUCCGCGAGUGUAUCCAGAUGGAGAAGGACACUCGGGCCAAGGCAUCUCAGAUGCAACAGGGCGCUCUGAAGUCGCUGAAGCAAUCGUUAUCUGAUGUCCAACAGCUCAUUCAGACAGAGAUUGUAGUGAAGGAGGUGUCGAAGCCGUUGUUCGCUUUGGAGAGUACGAUCAACGAGCUCGUCGGCCAGCCUAUGAAGCUUGAGAGCAUCGAGCUGGUGAACGCCAUUGCAACUCCUAUUGCGAAGGUGACAGAGACCUUGAAGAACAUCGAUCUGCAGUCGGCUCAAGUGGAGCCGACGGUAGUGAUGGAGGAUUGUUUGCUGCAGAUGUGCGAGUCGCUUGAAAAGGCACAGUCUAAGCAUUCAUUGGAACAGGCCAAAGAGGGCACAGUUCAUAGCAAACUGCUCGAGACGGUCACUCAUGUACAGCACGACAUCCGCGAGUGUAUCCAGAUGGAGAAGGACACUCGGGCCAAGGCAUCUCAGAUGCAACAGGGCGCUCUGGAGUCGCUGAAGCAAUCGUUGUCUGAUGUCCAACAGCUCAUCCAGACAGAGAUUGUAGUGAAGGAGGUGUCGAAGCCGUUGUUCGCUUUGGAGAGUACGAUCAAUGAGCUCGUCGGCCAGCCUAUGAAGCUUGAGAGCAUCGAGCUGGUGAACGCCAUUGCAACUCCUAUUGCGAAGGUGACAGAGACCUUGAAGAACAUCGAUCUGCAGUCGGCUCAAGUGGAAAUGACGGAAGUGAUGGAAGAUUGUCUGCUGCAGAUGUGCGAGUCACUUGAAAAGGCACAGUCUGAGCAUUCAUUGGAACAGGCCAAAGAGGGAACAGUUCAUAGCAAACUGCUCGAGACAGUCACUCAUGUACAGCACGACAUCCGCGAGUGUAUCCAGAUGGAGAAGGACACUCGGGCCAAGGCAUCUCAGAUGCAACAGGGCGCUCUGGAGUCGUUGAAGCAAUCGUUGUCUGAUGUCCAACAGCUCAUUCAGACAGAGAUUGUAGUGAAGGAGGUGUCGAAGCCGUUGUUCGCUUUGGAGAGUACGAUCAACGAGCUCGUCGGCCAGCCUAUGAAGCUUGAGAGCAUCGAGCUGGUGAACGCCAUUGCAACUCCUAUUGCGAAGGUGACAGAGACCUUGAAGAACAUCGAUCUGCAGUCGGCUCAUGUGGAACCGACGGUAGUGAUGGAGGAUUGUUUGCUGCAGAUGUGCGAGUCGCUUGAAAAGGCACAGUCUAAGCAUUCAUUGGAACAGGCCAAAGAGGGCACAGUUCAUAGCAAACUGCUCGAGACGGUCACUCAUGUACAGCACGACAUCCGCGAGUGUAUCCAGAUGGAGAAGGACACUCGGGCCAAGGCAUCUCAGAUGCAACAGGGCGCUCUGGAGUCGUUGAAGCAAUCGUUGUCUGAUGUCCAACAGCUCAUUCAGACAGAGAUUGUAGUGAAGGAGGUGUCGAAGCCGUUGUUCGCUUUGGAGAGUACGAUCAACGAGCUCGUCGGCCAGCCUAUGAAGCUUGAGAGCAUCGAGCUGGUGAACGCCAUUGCAACUCCUAUUGCGAAGGUGACAGAGACCUUGAAGAACAUCGAUCUGCAGUCGGCUCAUGUGGAACCGACGGUAGUGAUGGAGGAUUGUUUGCUGCAGAUGUGCGAGUCACUUGAAAAGGCACAGUCUGAGCAUUCAUUGGAACAGGCCAAAGAAGGCACAGUUCAUAGCAAACUGCUCGAGACGGUCACUCAUGUACAGCACGACAUCCGCGAGUGUAUCCAGAUGGAGAAAGACACUCGGGCCAAGGCAUCUCAGAUGCAACAGGGCGCUCUGGAGUCGCUGAAGCAAUCGUUGUCUGAUGUCCAACAGCUCAUUCAGACAGAGAUUGUAGUGAAGGAGGUGUCGAAGCCGUUGCUCGCUUUGGAGAGUACGAUCAACGAGCUCGUCGGCCAGCCUAUGAAGCUUGAGAGCAUCGAGCUGGUGAACGCCAUUGCAACUCCUAUUGCGAAGGUGACAGAGACCUUGAAGAACAUCGAUCUGCAGUCGGCUCAUGUGGAGCCGACGGUAGUGAUGGAAGAUUGUCUGCUGCAGAUGUGCGAGUCACUUGAAAAGGCACAGUCUGAGCAUUCAUUGGAACAGGCCAAAGAGGGAACAGUUCAUAGCAAACUGCUCGAGACGGUCACUCAUGUACAGCACGACAUCCGCGAGUGUAUCCAGAUGGAGAAAGACACUCGGGCCAAGGCAUCUCAGAUGCAACAGGGCGCUCUGGAGUCGCUGAAGCAAUCGUUGUCUGAUGUCCAACAGCUCAUUCAGACAGAGAUUGUAGUGAAGGAGGUGUCGAAGCCGUUGUUCGCUUUGGAGAGUACGAUCAACGAGCUCGUCGGCCAGCCUAUGAAGCUUGAGAGCAUCGAGCUGGUGAACGCCAUUGCAACUCCUAUUGCGAAGGUGACAGAGACCUUGAAGAACAUCGAUCUGCAGUCGGCUCAAGUGGAACCGACGGUAGUGAUGGAAGAUUGUCUGCUGCAGAUGUGCGAGUCACUUGAAAAGGCACAGUCUGAGCAUUCAUUGGAACAGGCCAAAGAAGGCACAGUUCAUAGCAAACUGCUCGAGACGGUCACUCAUGUACAGCACGACAUCCGCGAGUGUAUCCAGAUGGAGAAAGACACUCGGGCCAAGGCAUCUCAGAUGCAACAGGGCGCUCUUGAGUCGCUGAAGCAAUCGUUGUCUGAUGUCCAACAGCUCAUUCAGACAGAGAUUGUAGUGAAGGAGGUGUCGAAGCCGUUGUUCGCUUUGGAGAGUACGAUCAACGAGCUCGUCGGCCAGCCUAUGAAGCUUGAGAGCAUCGAGCUGGUGAACGCCAUUGCAACUCCUAUUGCGAAGGUGACAGAGACCUUGAAGAACAUCGAUCUGCAGUCGGCUCAUGUGGAACCGACGGUAGUGAUGGAGGAUUGUUUGCUGCAGAUGUGCGAGUCACUUGAAAAGGCACAGUCUGAGCAUUCAUUGGAACAGGCCAAAGAGGGAACAGUUCAUAGCAAACUGCUCGAGACGGUCACUCAUGUACAGCACGACAUCCGCGAGUGUAUCCAGAUGGAGAAAGACACUCGGGCCAAGGCAUCUCAGAUGCAACAGGGCGCUCUGGAGUCGCUGAAGCAAUCGUUGUCUGAUGUCCAACAGCUCAUUCAGACAGAGAUUGUAGUGAAGGAGGUGUCGAAGCCGUUGUUCGCUUUGGAGAGUACGAUCAACGAGCUCGUCGGCCAGCCUAUGAAGCUUGAGAGCAUCGAGCUGGUGAACGCCAUUGCAACUCCUAUUGCGAAGGUGACAGAGACCUUGAAGAACAUCGAUCUGCAGUCGGCUCAUGUGGAACCGACGGUAGUGAUGGAGGAUUGUUUGCUGCAGAUGUGCGAGUCACUUGAAAAGGCACAGUCUGAGCAUUCAUUGGAACAGGCCAAAGAAGGCACAGUUCAUAGCAAACUGCUCGAGACGGUCACUCAUGUACAGCACGACAUCCGCGAGUGUAUCCAGAUGGAGAAAGACACUCGGGCCAAGGCAUCUCAGAUGCAACAGGGCGCUCUGGAGUCGCUGAAGCAAUCGUUGUCUGAUGUCCAACAGCUCAUUCAGACAGAGAUUGUAGUGAAGGAGGUGUCGAAGCCGUUGUUCGCUUUGGAGAGUACGAUCAACGAGCUCGUCGGCCAGCCUAUGAAGCUUGAGAGCAUCGAGCUGGUGAACGCCAUUGCAACUCCUAUUGCGAAGGUGACAGAGACCUUGAAGAACAUCGAUCUGCAGUCGGCUCAAGUGGAACCGACGGUAGUGAUGGAAGAUUGUCUGCUGCAGAUGUGCGAGUCACUUGAAAAGGCACAGUCUGAGCAUUCAUUGGAACAGGCCAAAGAAGGCACAGUUCAUAGCAAACUGCUCGAGACGGUCACUCAUGUACAGCACGACAUCCGCGAGUGUAUCCAGAUGGAGAAAGACACUCGGGCCAAGGCAUCUCAGAUGCAACAGGGCGCUCUUGAGUCGCUGAAGCAAUCGUUGUCUGAUGUCCAACAGCUCAUUCAGACAGAGAUUGUAGUGAAGGAGGUGUCGAAGCCGUUGUUCGCUUUGGAGAGUACGAUCAACGAGCUCGUCGGCCAGCCUAUGAAGCUUGAGAGCAUCGAGCUGGUGAACGCCAUUGCAACUCCUAUUGCGAAGGUGACAGAGACCUUGAAGAACAUCGAUCUGCAGUCGGCUCAAGUGGAACCGACGGUAGUGAUGGAAGAUUGUCUGCUGCAGAUGUGCGAGUCACUUGAAAAGGCACAGUCGGAGCAUUCAUUGGAACAGGCCAAAGAAGGCACAGUUCAUAGCAAACUGCUCGAGACGGUCACUCAUGUACAGCACGACAUCCGCGAGUGUAUCCAGAUGGAGAAGGACACUCGAGCCAAGGCAUCUCAGAUGCAACAGGGCGCUCUGGAGUCGCUGAAGCAAUCGUUGUCUGAUGUCCAACAGCUCAUUCAGACAGAGAUUGUAGUGAAGGAGGUGUCGAAGCCGUUGUUCGCUUUGGAGAGUACGGUCAACGAGCUCGUCGGCCAGCCUAUGAAGCUUGAGAGCAUCGAGCUGGUGAACGCCAUUGCAACUCCUAUUGCGAAGGUGACAGAGACCUUGAAGAACAUCGAUCUGCAGUCGGCUCAUGUGGAACCGACGGUAGUGAUGGAAGAUUGUCUGCUGCAGAUGUGCGAGUCGCUUGAAAAGGCACAGUCGGAGCAUUCAUUGGAACAGGCCAAAGAGGGCACAGUUCAUAGCAAACUGCUCGAGACGGUCACUCAUGUACAGCAAGACAUCCGCGAGUGUAUCCAAUUAGAGAAAGAUGCACGAGAAAAACGUAAUAGUUUGAUUAGGAAUGAAGAUAAUGCGAUUAUGAUAAAGAAAGAAAAGGAAGAAGCCAAGAUAAAGAAGGCGGAGGAAGAGGAUAAGGAGAUGAAGGAAGAAUUUAUGGUUAAGAAGACGAAAGAUGAAGAAGCCAAGAAAAUGAAAGAAGAGGCAGAAACCAUCAAUAAGAAAUCAGAAGAGGAAGAUAAGAAAAAGAUAGUUGAAACAGAAGCUGAGAAAAUGGCAGAAGAAGAGGCUAAGAAAAAGAAAGCUGAAGAAGAAGCCAAGAAGAAGAAGGAAGAGGAAGAAGCCAAGAAGAAGCAGGAAGAGGAAGAAGCCAAGAAGAAGAAGGAAGAGGAAGAAGUUAAGAAGAAGAAAGCUGAAGAAGAGGCCAAGAAGAAGAAGGAAGAGGAAGACGCCAAGAAGAAGAAGGAAGAGGAAGAAGCCAAGAAGAAGCAGGAAGAGGAAGAGGCCAAGAAGAAGAAGGCUGAGGACGAGGCUAAGAAAAAGAAGGCUGAAGAAGAAGCCAAGAAGAAGAAGGAAGAGGAAGAAGCCAAGAAGAAGCAGGAAGAGGAAGAAGCCAAGAAGAAGAAGGAAGAGGAAGACGCCAAGAAGAAGAAGGAAGAGGAAGAAGCCAAGAAGAAGAAGGCUGAGGACGAGGCUAAGAAAAAGAAAGCUGAAGAAGAAGCCAAGAAGAAGAAGGAAGAGGAAGAGGCCAAGAAGCAGAUGGAAGAGGAAGAAGCCAAAAAGAAGAAGGAAGAGGAAGAAGUUAAGAAAAAGAAAGCUGAAGAAGAGGCCAAGAAGAAAAAGGAAGAGGAAUACGCCAAGAAGAAGAAGGAAGAGGAAGAAGCCAAGAAGAAGCAGGAAGAGGAAGAGGCCAAGAAGAAGAAGGCUGAGGACGAGGCUAAGAAAAAGAAAGCUGAAGAAGAAGCCAAGAAGAAGAAAGAAGAGGAAGAAGCCAAGAAGAAGCAGGAAGAGGAAGAAGCCAAGAAGAAGAAGGAAGAGGAAGAAGUUAAGAAGAAGAAAGCUGAAGAAGAGGCCAAGAAGAAGAAGGAAGAGGAAGACGCCAAGAAGAAGAAGGAAGAGGAAGAGGCCAAGAAGAAGAAGGCUGAGGACGAGGCUAAGAAAAAGAAGGCUGAAGAAGAAGCCAAGAAGAAGAAGGAAGAGGAAGAAGCCAAGAAGAAGCAGGAAGAGGAAGAAGCCAAGAAGAAGAAGGAAGAGGAAGACGCCAAGAAGAAGAAGGAAGAGGAAGAAGCCAAGAAGAAGCAGGAAGAGGAAGAGGCCAAGAAGAAGAAGGCUGAGGACGAGGCUAAGAAAAAGAAGGCUGAAGAAGAAGCCAAGAAGAAGAAGGAAGAGGAAGAAGCCAAGAAGAAGCAGGAAGAGGAAGAGGCCAAGAAGAAGAAGGCUGAGGACGAGGCUAAGAAAAAGAAGGCUGAAGAAGAAGCCAAGAAAAAGAAGGAAGAGGAAGAGGCCAAGAAGCAGAUGGAAGAGGAAGAAGCCAAAAAGAAGAAGGAAGAGGAAGAAGUUAAGAAGAAGAAAGCUGAAGAAGAGGCCAAGAAGAAAAAGGAAGAGGAAUAUGCCAAGAAGAAGAAGGAAGAGGAAGAAGCCAAGAAGAAGCAGGAAGAGGAAGAGGCCAAGAAGAAGAAGGCUGAGGACGAGGCUAAGAAAAAGAAGGCUGAAGAAGAAGCCAAGAAGAAGAAGGAAGAAGAAGAAGCCAAGAAGAAGAAGGCUGAUGACGAGGCUAAGAAAAAGAAGGCUGAAGAAGAAGCCAAGAAAAAGAAGGAAGAGGAAGAGGCCAAGAAGCAGAUGGAAGAGGAAGAAGCCAAAACGAAGAAGGAAGAGGAAGAAGCCAAGAAGAAGCAGGAAGAGGAAGAAGCCAAGAAGAAGAAGGAAGAGGAAGACGCCAAGAAGAAGAAGGAAGAGGAAGAAGCCAAGAAGAAGCAGGAAGAGGAAGAGGCCAAGAAGAAGAAGGCUGAGGACGAGGCUAAGAAAAAGAAGGCUGAAGAAGAAGCCAAGAAAAAGAAGGAAGAGGAAGAGGCCAAGAAGCAGAUGGAAGAGGAAGAAGCCAAAAAGAAGAAGGAAGAAGAAGAAGCCAAGAAGAAGAAGGAAGAGGAAGAAGCCAAGAAGAAGAAGGCUGAGGACGAGGCGAAGAAAAAGAAGGCUGAAGAAGAAGCCAAGAAAAAGAAGAAAGAGGAAGAGGCCAAGAAGCAGAUGGAAGAGGAAGAAGCCAAAAAGAAGAAGGAAGAGGAAGAAGUUAAGAAGAAGAAAGCUGAAGAAGAGGCCAAGAAGAAGAAGGAAGAGGAAGACGCCAAGAAGAAAAAGGAAGAGGAAGAAGCCAAGAAGAAGCAGGAAGAGGAAGAAGCCAAGAAGAAGAAGGAAGAGGAAGACGCCAAGAAGAAGAAGGAAGAGGAAGAAAAGAAGGCUGAGGACGAGGCUAAGAAAAAGAAGGCUGAAGAAGAAGCCAAGAAGAAGAAGGAAGAGGAAGAGGCCAAGAAGCAGAUGGAAGAGGAAGAAGCCAAAAAGAAGAAGGAAGAGGAAGAAGCCAAGAAGAAGAAGGAAGAGGAAGAAGCCCAGAAGAAGAAGAUUGAAGCCGAGGCUAAGAAAAAGAAGGCUGAAGAAGAAGCCAAGAAAAAGAAGGAAGAGGAAGAAGCCAAGAAGCAGAUGGAAGAGGAAGAAGCCAAAAAGAAGAAAGAAGAGGAAGAAGUUAAGAGGAAGAAGUCUGAAGAAGAGGCUAAGAAGAAGAAGGAAGAGGAAGACGCCAAGAAGAAGCAGGAAGAGGAAGAAGCCAAGAAGAUAGCGGAAGAAGCCAAGAAGAAGGCGGAAGAAGCCAAGAAGAAGAAGGAAGAGGAAGAGGCGAAAAAGAAGCAGGAAGAAGACAAGAAGAAGAAGGAAGAGGAAGAGAUGAAAAAGAAGCAGGAAGAGGAAGCAGCCAAGAAGAAGAAAGAAGAGGAAGAAGCCAAGAAGAAGCAGGAAGAGGAAGCAGCCAAGAAGAAGAAGGAAGAGGAAGCAGCCAAGAAGAAUAAGGAAGAAGAAGAAGUCAAGAUAAAGAAGGAAGAGGAAGAAGCCAAAAAGAGGAAAGAAGAGGAAGAAGUUAAGAAGAAGAAGGCUGAAGAAGUGGCCAAGAAGAAGAAGGCUGAGGAAGAUGCCAAGAAGAAGAAGGAAGAGGAAGAAGUCAGGAAGAAGAAGGAAGAGGAAGAAGCCAAGAAGAAGAAAGAGGAGGAAGAAGUUAAGAAGAAGAAGGCUGAAGAAGAGGCCAAGAAGAAGAAGGCUAAAGAAGAGGCCAAGAAGAAGAAGGAAGAAGAAGAAGCAAGAAAGAAAAAAGAAGUAGACGAGUCCAAGAAGAAGGCCGAGGCAGAAGCUAAGAGAAAGAAGGAAGAGGAAGACAUAAAGAAGAAAAAGGAAGAAGAAGAAGCAAAUAAAAAAGAAAAAACCAAGAAGAACGAAGAGGAAGAAACCAAGGAGAAGGAAGAAAAGAAAACAGCAAAAGAAAAGAAGGCGGAAGCAGAAACGAAGAAACAAAAGGAAGAAGACGAAGCUAAGAAGAAAAUACAGAAAGAAGAAAAUACUAAGAAGAAGGCGGAAGAGGAACAGAUUAGGAAAAAGAGCAAGAAAACAGAAGAAGCAGAGGCAGAAGCAGAACUCGCGCUAAGCAAAACGAGCGUGGAACUGCAGCUGCUGCAGAAGGAUCUUGAGUACAUUCAGCUGAACUUCGGCUCGGACCGGGUAGAUCUUACCUCAAAGACCGUACAGUCCUACUUUGUGCAAAUUUGUAAAUCCUUAACCCUACUGCAUCCGUCCGUGGUGGCCACUGUUCAGAAGCCGUCCUACGCGACCUGCGUAAACAUUCUGCAGCAGCUUACCAUUCCCGUGCAUGAUCUGGUGAGCGUUCUGCCGCCAAGCACGGGCGCGGGAGACGCUGAAGCCUUGAGUCCGGCACUGAAGCAUAACUUGAGACAGUUGUAUCGCGUCGUAUCGCUAAUUUCGCAGCAGCACCUUACCAGGGUGCGCAAUGAGCGCGAAGUUACGAUCGUGGAGGAGAUCAAGCGGCAGCUUCUUAGCCUGGACCGGCUGCUGAAGGCGCUGCUUGAUCUGCACAGCAAGACGGAACAGCAGAAGGAUCUGCUGGAAAUGGUUCGUAAGAAUUUGGUCACGCUCAAGACCGUCAUGCUGCAGGUUAGGACGACCUGCUGCCUGCAGACGCUGGUGGAGAAGGACGACCAGCUGCUGGGCGCGUUCGAGCUGGUAAUUGAACGGCUCACGGUGAACCCGCUGCAGCUCGACUCCGUCGAGUAUCUUCGUUUGCUAGCAGAGUCUCUGGAGCGGUACUGCGACGUGAUGCGCAGGCUCGGCAACAAUGGGACGAUUUCCGACUGGCUGUUGCGCUACCAGCUGCAACUGCUCAAGAUCUUUGACACGAUCGAGUUUUGUCUGAGCGAGGAACAGUUCAUAGUGAUCGGUAGCAAGGAGAAGUACACCCGCACCAGCACGCAGGAUGCGAUACAUGCGGUGAAGCAGCUGAUAACGCACUACAAGAUCGCCAGCAGUCAGGAGGUGCGUCGGGAGCAAAAGUCGGAACAGACGCACAUCCAGCUGAUUGCCGCACGCCAGGGACUUACGGACGAGGCAGAAUCGGUGCCGGCCGGUGGCCGGGAAAGAAGUGCCCGUCGCACGGUAGACGCGCGGCAGACCCGGGCGGAUGCGGUACGGCGCCAUGCCACCCGUAGCCCGGUCGGGCAGCGGGACGAUCCGCCCCGCAGCUCGUCCAGGUGCAGCCUGGGCGCGUUACCGUCCAAGCGCGGGCCAUCGUUUGCGGUGUACCUGAAGAACGUGUUCAUCGAGCGCGAUCACAGCUUCAAGCUGCUGUGCGUGGUGCUGGACUCGGAGAUCGACGUCCGGUGGACGAAGGAUGGCAGCGACAUCGCACCAACCGGGCGGUACCAUAUGGUGCAGAAGAACGGGCUCAUCACGCUGCAGGUGGACCACGCCGAGUACGAGGAUACCGGUGUGUAUGCGUGCCACGUUUUCAACAAUUACGGCCAGUCGUUCAACAAGUGCACCGUCGAGGUGUAUGAUACGAGCGAUGAUAUCAUCUGCCCGUCGUUCAGUAUACCGCACCAAAUGGAUCUCAUGAACCAGCCCAACAUCCACUCGCAUGCAAAACACACACACAGAGGAAAGAGGAAAACGAUGACGGGCAGACGGGAGCGCCGGUCGCGGUCGAAAAAGAACCAGCCGGAGGAGCCGGUCCAGGUGGAGGUGACGCCGGCCGAGCCGACGAUGCUGGACCUGCUGAAGAUACCGGGGCGGGGCGAUUCGCCGCGCGAUUUCCGCAGCCUGCACCGGGAAAAGUCGCCGUUCGAGAUCGGCGAGCGGCCGGAGAAGCAGGUCGCGUCCCAGAAGGCCAUCAUCGACAAGGCGCUCGUGAUGGACAUCUCGGGCGGCGUCACGAACGUGGACGAGUACAUCUCGCUGUUCUUCACCGACUCGUGCUCGCUGGAUCCGGCCAGCUGCGGCGACAUCUCGACCGUCAAGGUGGUGGUGGUGGAGGAGGAGAUGGUCGAGCCCGAGCCGCCGAAGCCGGCCGAGGAGCACUCCAAAACGGAGGCGGAGGCGGCCGCCGAGCUGGCCCGCAUACAGGAGGAGGAGGAGGCAGGUAAGUCCGCGAAGGAGCCGACGCCGCCGCCGCCGCCCCCGCCCGAGCCGGAACCAGAGCCGGAACCGGUGGAGGAAGAGGAGGAGGAAGAGGAGGAGGAGGAGGAACCCGAACCCGAGCCGCCUCGGGCGCCGACGCCGCCCCCGCCGAAGGAGCCGACGCCCGAGCCGGAACCGAUAAAGCCACCGCCCGAGCCCGAAUAUGACUCAGACGUAGAGCUGAUCCCGGUGAAGGAAGAGUUCGAUCCGUCGGUGUGGAAGAGCAUCGACAGUCUCGAACUGCAGCUGCAGCAGCAAGCGGAAGCGGAGGCGAAACCGAAAGCGAAGGAGAAAGACAAGUCCCGUGAAGCGUCGCGCCGCGAAUCGACCACGCAGGAGAUGACGGAACGGGAGCGCGACCUGGAAUGGCAGCGGCAGCGCCAGAUGAUGCGGCCACCGCUGGUGAUCUCGCAUCUGAAGGCGCGUGCCGCGCCGAAGGGCUCGACGGUGAAGCUGACCUGCACGAUCUCCGGCCCGGGCAUCACGGUGCGCUGGCUCAAGAACGGCGACCCGAUCGAGAAGAGCACCAAGCACACGUUCAAGGUGAGCGAGGGCCUGCUCAGCCUGGAGAUCAAGGACAUCGACAAUGCCGACGCGGGCGAGUACUGCUGCAUGAUCAAGAACAAGAACGGCGAAACGUCCACCAGCACCUCGCUGACGGUGUACGAAAAUUACGAAACCAAACCAACGCCGCCGACGUUCAUCUCGAUCAAAGAUGAUGUUUCACUAGAGGACAAGCAGCAGCAGCAGCAGCAGCAGCAGGCACCGGCAGUAGUUGCAAGUGAAGGGCAGGCAGCAGAAGCUGCUGCCACUGCUUCUACCCCGGAACAACCGGCAGCAGUAGCAGAAGCUACCGCAGCUGCUGGCGAUGCUCCGGCAGCCGAACAACCCGCCUCGGGCGAUGCCGCACUUCCUCCCUCUGGCGCUCCCCAACCUCCGCCGCCGGAACCGCAGGAACAACCACCUCCUCCUCCUGCCGCCGUCGAAGCACCCGCCGCACCGACGACCGAAGAGCAGCCCGCGGGCGAAGAGGGCGAAGCACCGGCCGCGCCACCACCGGAAGUGGGUGGCCAUGCCAAGCACAGGCGAACCGCGCCGGAGAAGUCACCGUCGCCUCCGCCGAUCGGGGGCGAUAUGGCCCGCUACUACCACAAGAAGAUACUGCACCAGCGGGACAAGCUGCAGUGGUCGGUGCACCUGACCAACCGGGCCAUCGUGGCCGGCCACCGGCUGAAGCUGAUGUGCUGCGCCACCGGGUUCGAUCCGACGCUGGAGUGGUUCAAGGACGGGCAGCCGGUCGAGUACGACGACCACGUCGUCGACAUGAACGACAUGCACCGGGGCGCGUACGGCUGCCUGUGGGUCAACGAUGUCACCGUGAAGGAUGCGGGCGAGUACAAGUGCAAGGCGAAGAACGCGACGGAGGAGAUCGAAACCGUGUGCCGGUUGACGGUGGUCGAGCCGGUCAACACGGUGCAAACCUUUGCGCCCACGUUCGUGCGCAUGGUUCGAGAAAACUACGACCCGUACAGCAACAUCCUCACGGUGGAGUUUGUGAUCCGGGCCAAUCCGACGCCAACGCUGACGUGGUACAAGGGCAUCAUCAAGCUGGGCGUCUACCCGGACAGCCACAUGCGCAUCUCGCAGCACUUUGACGAGACGGCCGAGCACACGAUCGCGUCGCUCGUGUUCUACGACCCUUCGUACACGGACAAUGGCGAGUACAUCUGCAUCGCGACGAACGCGGUCGGCGAGGCGACGUGCAAGCAUGUGGUCGACUUCUGCAGCAAGGAGCAGUACUUCGAGUGGUUGGCCAAGAAGCGGCCCGGCUGGUUUAAGGCCGAAUCGUACAUUGCGGUCGAGCCGCCGCCCACCUUUGGCGAUGGCGAAGCCGGCGAGGAGGAGGAAGACGGCGGCGAGGAGGAGGAAGAGGAAGCGGAAGGUGGGGAGGAGGGAGAGGGACCGCCGAAGGUGAAGCGCGCUCCGAAGCUGGCCGACGUGAAGGAGCUGCCGGAGGAGGAAACGAAAGCGGAGGCGGAAGCGCAGGCCCCGGCAGAGCCGCGUAGCGUCCAGAUCGUGGAGCCGGAACCGGUGGCGCCGGCCAAGGAACCCGAGCCGGAGCCGCAUUACAAGCGGCGCAAGUCCCGCACGCAGGUGGCGCUGGAAGAGUUCGAGCGGCGCAAAAAGUUCGACUUUGUGUCGCACAUGGCGAACGUGCGGGUCGAGCCGGGCAAGACGCUACGGCUGAUCGCGUACGUGAAGUGCCCGGAGGAGGUGAGCUCCUACUGGAAGCGGGACGGGCGUGUGCUGGGCAAUGGGUUGCGCCUGACGCACACCACGAUGCGGUGCGGCACGUGCGUGCUGGAGAUAGAGCAGUGCAAGUACCGGGACGCGGGCAGCUACACCUGCGUGGCCAAGUGCCCGACCUACGGUGAGAUCGAGCAAACGUGCACGGUGUCGGUGGUGGAGAAGACGGAGAUUAAGGGCGAAGCGCCGGUCUUUACCCGCCCCAUGCAAGAAAAGUACGACCCGAUACAGGACGAGCUGACGCUCGAGUGUUGCGUGCGGGGCGAUCCCGAACCGGAGACGGUGUGGAUCGUGCAGGGCGUGUUCAUGCGCCACAACACGGGCGGCCGGCUGUACUUCCGCAAGUACCCGGACGGCCGGCAGCUGCUGAAGAUCUUUCAGCCGAGCAAGGAGGACAGCGGGCGGUACGUGUGCCGGGCGAAGAACAGCGUCGACAAGACGGACAUGUCGUACUGGCUGAACUACAAGAACAGCGACGAGGAUGUGCUGAAGGUGUUCGAGGACGAGCUGCACAAAAAGUCGGAAAAGCCCAUCCUGAGCCGGCACCUGCGGGCGAAGGAUUGCGACUACAAUCCGGAGGACGAGGCGCUGAUCAAGUGGUCGGAAACGCGCAGCCAGCACGACAAGGAGUACGACUAUCGGUACAAGCUGCGGUUCAUUACGCAGCUGCAGGAUAAGACCGUGCCGGAGGGUUCGAACCUCAAGUUUACCUGCUACGUCGACGGCAAGUUCCCGCUGUUCAUGUGGUACAAGGACGACAUACCGCUCGUGCAGGGCCGCAAGUACCGGCAGAAGACGCGCCGCGACGGCAAGGUGACGCUCGAGAUCGUCAACGUCACGACGGAGGACGCCGGCACGUACAAGCUCGAGGCGCGCAACUACGCCGGUAGCAUUGAGACCAAGUCGGCGGUGACUGUUUAUGAGAAUCCGUACACCAAGUUCGUACCGCCAAUCUUUGCUAGCAACAUCCUAGAAACGUACUCGCUGCACUCGAACGAGAUCGUGCUGGAGUGCCGGGUGCGCGGUACGCCCCGGCCGAACAUUGCCUGGAUCAAGGACGGCGAGUACAUCAUCCCGGGCGACAAGUACGAGCAGUACGACCAUGCCGACGGUACCUGCAAGCUGAUCGUGACCAGCCCGGGCGAGGAAGACUCGGGCACGUACACGUGCGAGGCGGAGAGCGGCGGCUGCAGCGACGCGAUCAGCCACAACGUGCAGUUCGUCAGCAAGGAGAAGGUGCUGAUGGAGCGCACGCACAGCGUGUACCACCGGAACCCGAACCUGCCCCACUUCUACCAGGGGCUGGCCGACUACUCGAUCCCGUCCGGCGGCAACAUCUGUCUGGUGGUGGAGGUGCAGGGCAACUGUGAGGUGCAGUGGUUCCGCGACCGCUACCCGGUCACCGGCAAGCCGCCGAAGGUGCGCACGUACAGCGACGGCACGGGCCUGUUUGCGCUGUGCAUUACGGCGGCCACGAUGGACGCGUCCGGCCGGUACGUGUGCCGGGCGACGAACGCGUUCGGCAAGGCGGAAUCCUCCUCGCACGUCGACAUCAUCAACCCGAACGCGAUCAAGGGCGCGAAGCCACCGAUCUUCAUGUCCCGGCCGCAGCCCGAGAUCAAGAUCAGACAGGGCGACACGCUGUCGAUGGCGUUCAAAAUCAUCGGCGACCCGAAACCGAAGAUUCAAUGGAUGAAGGGCACGAAAGAUUUGACCAACUCGCCGCGAACGGUGAAGGAAGUGCACGCGGACUACAUUCGAUUCUCGAUCAAGGAAGCAGUGGUCGCGGACGAGGGUGCCUACUUCAUCGUGGCCAGAAAUCGGCACGGCAUCGAUCGUUCGUUCACUAAAGUAUCGAUCAAGCCACCGAGGGGCUACAAGAAGCACCUGGAGGACGAUCUUGAUCGGGAUGCGCCCGAUAAGGGCCGGAAAUAAAUGCACGCAAAGCACGGCGCUGAAACUUUACACUUGUAGUUUCAUUUUGGAAUGUUACAUUGUGUUUUGACGACGCCACGUUGCUUCUGCCAAAUAAAAAAAAGAGAAGCGAACUAGUGGUGGUGGUACUAGAGCAGCUAAGUUAUCAUUAUCAGCAUCAGCAUCAUCGGCGUGAACAGCGAACCGGCAGCACAACAGCACAAGCCGGCAGUAGAUAUAUAGUUCGUUCACCCCUUUAUCCCUUAAAACGCAUCGAACGUCUGAAUCUGCGUGUGGAUGAUUCAAACUGAAAGAGUUUUGCAUUGCGAGAAACAUUGUUUACCUUUUUAGUAAGUUUUAUGAACCCCUCCCCCCCCCCCCCCCACUCUCUUGUCCUUUAUCCAACCCACCUACCCCCGCAACCCCAACACCCAAUCAUUUAGUUAAAGAGAGAAGCUUUCGUGUUUGUAUAUGAAUAAAACAGAAACGAUUUUAAAGAAA
Molecule: messenger RNA, 22241 nt
Organism: Anopheles merus
Lineage: Eukaryota; Metazoa; Arthropoda; Insecta; Diptera; Culicidae
Exons: 19
Coding region: 894-21761 (6955 amino acids)
Source: RefSeq, a predicted model, not a curated record